Talaromyces atroroseus is the source of this 1851-nucleotide messenger RNA. RefSeq names its product Nuclear protein localization protein 4. Gene Ontology annotation, biological process: ubiquitin-dependent protein catabolic process. NCBI's taxonomy places the organism in Eukaryota, Fungi, Ascomycota, Eurotiomycetes, Eurotiales, Trichocomaceae. Gene Ontology annotation, cellular component: nucleus. The record is from RefSeq and is a predicted model, not a curated record. Gene Ontology annotation, molecular function: ubiquitin binding; ubiquitin protein ligase binding. The transcript is spliced from 5 exons. The coding region runs from base 1 to 1851 and encodes 616 amino acids.
AUGGCCCCCGCAAGGCCGAUAGUUCUCCGUUUUGAGAGUCGCAAUGGCCAGUUUCGAUUAACGGUUAACCCAUCAGAGUUGUUCCCUGAACUUGAAGCCAAGAUCCUUGAGCAUCUCCCCGAAAACACAGAUCCCACCUCUAUUGUUCUAUCGAAUAAGCCCAUCGGCGUCGGUGGACAGGAGAGGCUCUUGAGUGGCCUGCAGGGUGUUUCCAUAGAGAGGGUUGGCUUGUCCCACGGAGACAAGCUUUAUCUCGGAUACCAAGACAAGCCCUCAGUUUCGAACGGCGUAUCGCAUGCGCCUCCUGUCAAAGUUACCAGCGAAUCCCGACGCCUUAACGGAGCUGCCGUGCCUCAACAGAUCCCCGUGUCACUCCCCCCUCGUCCGAAAUCUCCAUCUGCUAUUAUACAAAACCCAUGGGAAGUAGUAGAGCAGUCGGCCCUUGACGAUCUCUUGGACAAGAAAGAUGGGAAAAUCCCCCGGCCACGAGACACCAAGAUGUGCAGACACGGUCCUAAGGGCAUGUGUGACUAUUGCAUGCCGCUAGAGCCGUAUGCUCCGGAAUACUUGGCAGACAAAAAGAUUAAACACCUUUCCUUCCAUUCAUAUCUUCGAAAGAUCAACUCGUCAACAAACAAGCCGGAACUCAAGAGUUCUUACAUGCCACCUUUAAGUGAACCAUACUAUCGCGUCAAACGAGAUUGUCCCUCCGGUCAUCCACCAUGGCCCGAAGGAAUAUGCACCAAAUGCCAACCAAGUGCCAUCACAUUGAAGCCACAAGAAUUUCGCAUGGUGGACCAUGUUGAAUUCGCGUCCCCUUCUUUGAUCAAUGGACUCCUUGACUUCUGGCGAAAGUCCGGUGCUCAGCGAUUAGGUUAUCUGUACGGCACUUACGAAGAAUAUACCGAAGUUCCACUGGGCAUCAAAGCCGUUGUUCAGGCAAUCUACGAACCUCCUCAAGUGGAUGAGGUUGACGGUAUCACACUCAACGAAUGGACCAACGAAGCGGAAGUGGACGAAGUUGCUCGUCUUUGCGGCUUGCAGAAGGCCCAGCACCCUAAGGCAACCAAGUGGAGUGAGACGGGCCGUUUUGGGUCAAACUUUGUUACAUGUGUGCUGAGCGGUGACGAAGACGGAGCCAUCGCAGUCAGUGCAUAUCAAGCAUCCAACACUGCUGCGGAGAUGGUGAGGGCGGAUAUCAUCGAACCUUCUGCCGACCCAUCCGUCAUGCUUGUUCAGUCUGAAGACGACGAUGACCUGGGUAGCAAAUUACGAUAUAUUCCCGAAGUCUUCUACCGCAGGAUAAAUGAGUAUGGAGCCAACGUUCAAGAGAACGCUAAACCCAGUUUCCCCGUGGAAUACCUUUUAGUUACACUGACCCACGGAUUCCCCACGGUCGAGUCUCCUAUCUUUGUAGAGAGCAAUUUCCCAAUAGAAAACCGAGAGGUCAUUGGCGAGAGUCAGGAAUUGCGGACGGUUGCCAGAAAAUUGGUCACUCAUGGCGAUCCGAAGAAAGCCAUUCGAGCAGUGUCCGACUUUCAUCUACUCACGUUCCUGCGUUCACUAGGAACGUUCAGCCCGGAAGAAGAAAGGCUUCUUACCCGCGUGGCUACCUCUCAUGACCCUGCGGAUGGUAUGCAACUCGUGAAUACAAAUGGAUGGGCAACCCUGGUCGCAAUUCUUCAGGAGAGCGGUGAGCGUCCCCUUAAGCGCCCUCGGCUAUCCAUGGCCGAGGAUGCACCCAUUGUUGCAUCAUCUCAGAAACACCAGCAUCUCUUGCCAAGAUCUGUGUCUCCGAAUUCAGACAGUGAACGUCUUGCUAAGAGGUUUAAGGGGACUAGCCUAGAGUAA